Corythoichthys intestinalis (scribbled pipefish) is the source of this 7225-nucleotide messenger RNA. RefSeq names its product gastrula zinc finger protein XlCGF57.1-like. The coding region runs from base 385 to 2037 and encodes 550 amino acids. Gene Ontology annotation, molecular function: RNA polymerase II cis-regulatory region sequence-specific DNA binding; DNA-binding transcription repressor activity, RNA polymerase II-specific. Gene Ontology annotation, cellular component: nucleoplasm. The record is from RefSeq and is a predicted model, not a curated record. Gene Ontology annotation, biological process: regulation of transcription by RNA polymerase II. Lineage: Eukaryota; Metazoa; Chordata; Actinopteri; Syngnathiformes; Syngnathidae. The transcript has 3 exons.
AAGCACUCUCUCGCUACCUAUCCUGGACUUUCCGUUCUAUUGUUUUUCCUUCUCCUAAACAAAACGUCCCAUCUUAAAGCUUCGUGGAAGUAGUUUGGCUUUAUGUUGAAGCUUUCCAGGCUUACAUAACUUCGUUUUGGUUAGCUUACAUCGCUAGCCAAGACACGUGAACUUAUUUCGAUUGCUUUAGUUUAAUGCCACUUUCCGAUUUUGUUUAGCUGUGGAGGGAUCGCUCAGUUAACACUACAAUAAUUGCAUUUAAUUGUGUGAGACGCUUUUCGACUUGUUUUGAAGUCCAGCGCAUCAAAACCAUCACGCUGAAAAGUAGACGUGGAAGACGAGGAGAGGAAAUCCAGGCCACGACGAGCAACUGAAAAACAAAAAAUGAGGUGUCCCGCAGACGUCACUAUUAAAGAGCUUCACUCUCAGAAGCACAAUCCCCUCCACGUUAAACAAGAGUUGGAAAUGCCGUACAUCAAACAGGAGGCGGAGCCAGAGACCUCCAGCAUUAAAGAGGAACAGGAAGAUGAAAUCCCCAAGUUUCCAUUGACUGUCACUGUGAAGAGUGAAGAAGACGACGGUCCAAGCAAAGAGAGCGGAGCAGAGAAACCUUCAAACGACUGCUCAUUCCGACUCCUGACAAUAAAAGAAGAAGGACGAUCACAACCUGACGAUGUUAAAGUGAAAGAUCUUCACUCGGAGAAGCACGAUACCCCCCACGUCAAAAAGGAGGAUAUGGCGUACAUCAAACAGGACGCAGAGCCAGAGACCCCCAGCAUUAAAGAAGAAAAUCAGGAAGAGGAAAUCCCCAAGUUUCCAAUGACUGUUGGUUUAAAAAGCGAAGAAGAUGAAGGCCCAAGGAAAGAGAGCAGUGCAACGAAACUAGCAAGCAGUAGCUUGUUGCGACACCUGACAAAAAAAGGUGAGGGACAAUCGCAACCGGACGACCACUUAGCGCCACUCUCGGACAGCGACGACGUAACAUCACACUCUUCUGACUUUUACACCGAUGAGGAGGAUGUUGACGUUGAUGCUUCAAAAUCCUUCAAUUCAUCACUGAAAAGAGACAAAAAAGAAUGCGCGGACGGAAAACCUUAUUCCUGCUCACAUUGUGAUAAAACAUUCACUUCCAAGGAACAUUUAAUCAUACACACGCAUACACACACUAGAGGAAAGCCUUUUCUCUGCACAUUUUGUGGUAAAAGAUUCACCCAGAAGGGAAAUUUAAAUACACACACAAGAAGACACACUGGAGAGAAGCCUUUCGUCUGCUCUCUUUGCGAUAAAAGAUGUUCUACGAAGCAAGCGUUAACAAAACACACGAGGACACACACUGGAGAGAAGCCUUUUGUCUGCACAUUUUGUGGUAAAAGAUUUUCUGCGAAGGAAUCGUUAACAAGACACACGAGAACACACACUGGAGAGAAGCCUUUUGUCUGCACAUUCUGUGGUAAAAAAUUCACCCAGACGAAAUAUUUAAAGAUACACACAAGAACACACACCGGAGACGAGCCUUUUGUCUGCUCUCUUUGCGAUAAAAGUUUUUGUACAAAGCAUGAUUUAACAAGACACACGAUGACACACACUGGAGAGAAGCCUUUCGUCUGCUCUCUUUGCGAUAAAAAAUUAUGCACGAAGCAAGCGUUAACAAGACACAUGAGAACACACACUGGAGAAAAGCCCUUUGUCUGCACAUUUUGUGGUAAAAGAUUCACCCAGAAGGGAUAUUUAAAGGAACACACAAAAACGCACACCGGAGAUGAGCCUAUUGUCUGCUCUGUUUGCGAUAAAAGAUUUUGUACAAAGUAUCAGUUGACAAGACACACAAGGACACACACUGGAGAGAAGCCUUUCGUCUGCUCUCUUUGCGGUAAAAAAUUUUGUACGAAGGAAGACUUAACAAGACACACAAGAACACACACUGGAGAAAAGCCUUUUGUUUGCUCUUUUUGCGAUAAAAGGUUUUGUACGAAGCAAGCGUUGACAAGACACGCGCGAACACACCAGGCAAAAGGUUCACCCGGAAGUGAGAAUUAAACAAUUGUGCAAGAAUACACACCAAGGAGCUACCUAUCACUUGCACUGUGUGCUGUAAAAACCUUCUCUUAAAGCAGAAAUGUAAAGUAAUUUCAUAACAUGCCAAAUUGGGUCACAAUUAAAGUAAUUAAACAUUGUCCAACAAAUAAAGCUUGAAAAAAAUAAUUUAUAUGUUGUAUAUUUGACAAAAUAAUCGCGUUUCCGAAGUUCGAGCCUGAAAGGGGAAGAACCCGGAAGUGAUCCGUCACACUGAGAACAGCGAUGGCAGCGCUCCAUACAUACGGCCGCCAUACAAAGCCCUUCAAACAAUGAUUCAAACAUCGAUAUAAGCGAUAGAUCGAGCGCAAGGGAGGAGAUCCAAGUUUUUGAAGAGUUGGAGGAAGAAGAGGAGGUUGGAAUUUCAUGUUGGACCUAACAUGUAUUAGCCAGACGCUAAUCAGGAUGCAAACAAUGUGCCUAGACUACCUGACAUGGAAUGGAGACAAGACCCAUCGAGAUUACAAGAUUGUUAAGAUAUAGGCUGUUAUUAUUUUCAUGAUUUGAAUAUGCAGGCAUUUGCACAUAAUUCUAUGUUUUUGUCUAUCUGAUGACAUUGUUAAAAAAAAUAAUAACCAGACUUCAUGUUCGUUUUGGCAGGUCCGGCAGCUCUCGUGCAUAUAAAAUAAUAAUUAGGGCUGUCAAACGAUUAAAAUUUUUAAUCAAGUUAAUUACAGCUUAAAAAUUAAUUGAUAGUAAUUAAUCGCAAUUCAAACCAUCCAUAAAAUAUGCCAUAUUUUUCUGUAAAUUAUCGUUGGAAUGGAAAGAUAAGACAAGAUGGAUAUAUACAUUCAACAUACGGUACAUAAGGAUUGUAUUUGUUAAUUAUAACAAUAAAUCAACAAGAUGGCAUUAACAUUAUUAACAUUCUGUUAAAGCGAUCCAUGGAUAAAAAGACUUGUAGUUCUUAAAGGAAAAAUGAUAGUACAAGUUAUAGAAUUUUUCAUAUUAAAACCCCUCUUGAUGUUUUCGUUUUAAUAAAAUUUGUAAAAUUUUCAAUCAAAAAAUAAACUAGUAGCCCGCCAUUGUUGAUGUCAAUAAUUACUUACACAAUGCUCCUGGGCGCUGAAGCCUAUAAAAUCAGUCGCACCCAAGCGCCAGCAGAGGGCAGCAAAACUCCGCAAAACACAAUUAACAAGUGGGCCUUUCACUCUUCUGUCAUUUAAAUCUGUCUGAGCUGGGCCAAGUGCGUUAAUUGCGUCAAAUAGUUUAACGUGAUUAAAAAAUUACCGCCCGUUAACGCGAUAAUUUUGACAGCCCUAAUAAUAAUAUAAAAACGUUGGGGGGAAAGAAGGAGAUGAGUCGUUGAUGACUUUCUCCACUUUAUUGUGGCAACAAUAAGAAAACAAAAUAAUAGCGGACUGCCGCCACAUUCGACCUCGAAGUUUUGCUUCUCGCUCAUCUCCCCCUCGCCUUCUACUACUCACAGCUCUCCAGUCCCAGCGUCUCUUAAACGGAUCGUGCAUAGUGUCUUGUUAUGAGCUUUUUGUUUACAAAUGUAUCGAACACACGACGUGCUGACAACUUUCUUUAUUAACAUAUGGAGAUAACAGUACGAACACAGCUCUGGGCUCUCGGCAGGAAGUGGCGUCUAAUGGCGUGAGGAAAUGUAGUUUUUUCACACAAGCGAACAGAUUACAAAACACCACUUCAGUGUUGUCCCGAGACUACAUUUCCAAUAAUUCACUGCGUAACCUGCACGCUCGCUGAUUCGCUGCGAGACAUAAAAACUAGGGCUGUCAAACGAUUAAAAUUUUUAAUCAAGUUAAUUACAGCUUAAAAAUUAAUUAAUCGUAAUUAAUCGCAAUUCAAACCAUCCAUAAAAUAUGCCAUAUUUUUCUGUAAAUUAUUGUUGGAAUGGAAAGAUAAGACACAAGAUGGAUAUAUACAUUCAACAUACGGUACGGACUAUUUGUUUAUUAUAACAAUAAAUCAACAAGAUGGCAUUAACAUUAUUAACAUUCUGUUAAAGCGAACCAUGGAUUGAAAGACUUGUAGUUCUUAAAAGAAAAAUGUUAGUACAAGUUAGAGAAAUUUUAUAUUAAAACCCCUCUUAAUGUUUUCGUUUUAAUUUAAAAGUUUUAAUCAAAAAAUAAACUAGUAGCCCGCCAUUGUUGAUGUCAAUAAUUACUUACACAAUGCUCAUAGAUGCUGAAGCCUAUAAAAUUAGUCGCACCCAAGCGCCAGCAGAGGGCGGCAAAACUCCAUAAAACACAACAAAUGAGCGUUUCACUGUGUACUGUCAUUUAAAUCUCUCUGAGCGGGGCAUCUGCGUUAAUUGCAUCAAAUAUUUUAUCAUGAUUAAUUUCAAAAAUUAAUUAACGCCCGUUAACGCGAUAAUUUUGACAGCCCUAAUUAAAACCAACACGCUUGUUGUCAACUGUCACCUGUCAGUGGCUCUCGUAAAACACAAACUAGAAGGCUAUCAAGCGAUCACUGUGAAAGAAACGCCGAACCGUACAAAUGCAAUGCAAUGCUUGAAGCAUGAAGGUGGAAAUACAUAAUACAAAUACAAAUAAAUGUGCACAAACUCACCGACGGUGUGUGUCUCAUACGGCAACGUGACCGUGAAUUACCGCGACGCCGACCCGCUUACAUGCACAUCCACACCCCUUUCCCGAUUGACAGUGGAUUAACCCUUUUGGACAAGAUCGUAGAUGAAGCACAAUUUAAACACGCUUAACCUAACGAAUGCAACAAUAACUAUGAUCGGGGAUUGCCACGAGUUAGCUUUUGGCUAACAUCGCUAGCUUCUACGGUUCAUUCCACAACAGUUGGCAGCUCUGCUUUGACAAAGUCAUUAUUCAUCUAUCCAAAAAUCACACUUUUUGGCAAAUCCUUGAUCAUAAGCAGACCGGUUAAGGAAGCAGGCAUCUUCGAAGUGUUUGUAGCAGAGAACACUACUCGAUGAUGGCGUGAAAUUCAUUCGCUUCGUGCGAACGAAAGAUGUCCAUUUACGUGCCCUGCUAUCCUUUGGCCACUCAUACAACUUUUUGUUUGAGUGAGAACAAAACAUCGCCACACACUGCCAUGGCAUCUUACCGAGAAGCAAUGCAACAAACAAUACUGUUCUAUGGCGGACUUCCCUCGCACUUCUCAGUGUGACGUAACUUCUGAAGAUUGCCGAAGAAAAGCAUUUUCGUUGUCAAGGGCGUUGCUAUGUGUUAAACAAAGAAGCUGGAAGGGUUGCGUUAAAAAAAAAAAACGAAAAUAUGCUGAAAAUUGUUUAGCCGUUGAUAUUCAAAAACAUGGUUGGCCAACCUUACUUCACAUUUUUGCUUUAAAGGGAACCACGGACAACUUGUAUUUCUUAAAAGAUAAGUGUCAGUGUGAGUUAUAAAAAUUUGAUUUUUAAACCCCUCAAUGUUUGCGUUUUUAUAAAUUUUUUAAAAAAUUAGUUUUCGUAGGUCGCCAUUGUUGUUGACGACGCAAUGCACUCGGCAUUGACGUCACUGUGCAUCGCUGCUCUAUUUCCACAGUUUCAUUCUUUAGCUACAUAAACAUGUCGUCGGUUCCGCCCUUCCAAUUUGAACCCGAGCGGAAAAGUGUUGAGCAGGACAGCGCUUUCGAUAUUUCACAAAACAAGCAGCAAAAGCAAUUAAAAGAGGGUCUCCAGUGGGAUUCGAACCCGCGGUCCCUGUGCGAUAACAAGCGCGUAGACCACAGGACGUGACGUUAGUCAUGGUUUUCCUUAUAAAGCAAUCGCCACUCACCUGUGUUGUCUGUCUGUGCGGUAAAACCUGAAAGGGAAACUCAACUGAAAAGAAAGUGCGGCUAGCUUGAUCACGGAAUUAAAAAACGCGGCUCACUUCAGACAUCAAGGGUUUAUUGAACACACAUAAAAAAAACAGGCAAAUGCGAAAUGGGAGAUACAAAAAGAGUCCGUGACAGGAGGUAGCAAUCAAUUAGAGAGAAAAACAAAAAACAAAACAACAGAUAAAACCGGGAUGAGAGGCAGUCAAUGAUUCAACUAGCAGUGUAGGGAUAUAAAAACUUUCAAAUGGCAGCAUGUCAAUAUUUCAGCAAGCUGCCUAGGAUCGGUUUAAAGACCCUGAGCUGGAAUUGGAUGCAGGUAAGACGUUGGGAACUCAUCGCACAUCUCUGUAACAAAAUCUGACCAGCAGCAGAAUGUGACAACAACAAGGCAGGAGUAGAAGGGGUGUAGAACACCAAUCGAAGAGCAUCCAGUUUUCAGUCGAAGCAUAAAUUAUGCCGAGUCCAAAGAUGAGUCCCCAGAAAGAGGUGACAUGGAUUCAGAGGAAGAGGAGUUGAUCAACAAUGGCACUGAUCCCCUCCAAGAAGGUAAUAAAAUGAAUAAAUAGUCAUUAUCAUGAACCGAUCACUCCCAGAUGUAAAAGAUGAAGUUUCAUUUCAUUUAAAUGAAUAGAAAAUGUUUUUAACGUUUUAUGACAAUGUCUAUUUUUUACAAAAUAUUGUCAAAAUGCCCAUUUUUGGAAUGUAUCAGUAAUCAAGCAAUGUGUGAUUUUUCAUAUUUGGCAUUUGAAAUUUUUCAACUUUAGCUGGUUAUGACACAUUCAAAAAUGUAAAAAUUUUGGAAAAAUAUUCAUGACAUCAUCGUUUGACGACAGGAAUAAUAAUGUGCAACCAGGCAUGUUUGAACUGUUUUUUUGUUUUUUGUUUUUUUUAAGUUUCCUCAUGUGUCCUCGUGUGUUUUGUUAAUGCUUGCUUCGUUUAAGUCCCAGGGCCCCAUACUUCACAGUGGGUAUUAGUGACGGGAUCUGUCGUUCACUUGAGUAAACGAAUCCAUUCCGGUUCGUUCAGUAAAACGAUUCGUUCAAACGAAUCGUUCAACGAAUCGUUCGCCCCCCUCAUCUCCCUCCCCACCCAAAUGAAUCGUUCGGUUAGUGAACGGGAAGUGACGUUGCCGAACGAAUCACCAAAGACCGCUUCGCAGUAUAACUGAACGGGAAGUGACAUUGCUUGGUCCCUCCCUCUCUUGCACAUUGACCACUCGUCGUAGUUUCAGAAAUGAGUGACAGGCGAUAUCAUUCUGCUCUCAGAGACAGCCUCGUCUCCCUCCCGCUGCUGCAAAAGCGAGGGAGGACUUCCGCGUCGUCUGUCCUAGUUCUAUGGGCUCAAAGUCAUGGCUCGUGCUUGCAUUUCGAAUUAGGACACGGUUAAACAUUUUCCU